This is a messenger RNA of Anguilla anguilla (European eel), 1855 nucleotides long. Its product is annotated as xanthine dehydrogenase/oxidase-like. NCBI's taxonomy places the organism in Eukaryota, Metazoa, Chordata, Actinopteri, Anguilliformes, Anguillidae. The record is from RefSeq and is a predicted model, not a curated record. The transcript has 5 exons. Gene Ontology annotation, molecular function: iron ion binding; oxidoreductase activity. The coding region runs from base 137 to 589 and encodes 150 amino acids.
AACUCCUGAUCUGGGGUAUAACUUUGUGACAAACCAAGGAAGACCAUUUAACUACUUCAGCUAUGGUUGUGCUUGCUCAGAGGUGGAGAUAGACUGUCUGACUGGAGACCACGUGAAUCUUCAUACCUCCAUUGUUAUGGAUGUUGGAAAGAGCCUUAAUCCAGCCAUUGACAUCGGACAGAUAGAGGGGGCAUUCAUGCAGGGUGUGGGCCUCUUCACCCUGGAGGAGCUGCGCUAUUCUCCCCAGGGGGUCCUGUUAACUCGGGGCCCCGGCAUGUACAAGAUCCCUGCUUUUGGUGACAUUCCAACUGAAUUCAAAGUGUCCCUGCUCAGGGAUGCUUCAAAUGACAAGGCCAUCUUCUCCUCUAAGGCUGUAGGUGAACCACCACUAUUUCUGGCAGCCUCUGUGUUUUAUGCCAUUAAAGAUGCCAUUGGAGCAGCCAGGGCGGAGUCUGGCCUCAGUGGUCCUUUCAGGCUGGACAGCCCCACAUCCCCAGAGAGGAUACGAAAUGCUUGCGAGGACAGCUUCACCAAACUGUGUCCCCCUGCAGAUCCUGGAACUUUCACACCCUGGGCUGUCCAGGUUUAAGGGAGAGCAGAAGAGGAUUUCCUGACCUCCAUCUCAUCCUCAAAAAAUCUGCACUAGUCAGCUACUGUCAGGAGUACCUCGCCCCCCAGUCCACUCUGAGCUGCUCAAAAUUGUCAUUGUAUUUCUACCUGAAUUUUUGUUGGCGUAAGUGAUUCUGGAUUUCUUGCAGUAACAUGAGAGGCCAGCUCCCCCUCACAUAGUAAAAUAAAAUGGAAAGGCUCGCAUUUUUGUGCUGUAUUUAUGAUUUUCCACAUGCUAGCUUUAAAAGUAAAGAACCUGAAGCACAUUGUAAUUAUUCUUUUUGCCAGUAUGUGAGCUGCAGAGGCCUCUAGUGGCCAAGGUACAGCUAUAAAUAGGAGGUCAUGCAAACACUUCAGAAAACACAAGGUACGUGUAUAGCUGAAACUGGGCUACUACACUGCAAUACUGGAGAGUUCUAGAGAGUUUUUAACAGAAUAUGCCACAUCUGGGAAACAGCAUCAAGUUCAUUCAUUAGUGAGAGAAUUGCAUACUUUUUGGCUGGACCGCAGCAGCGGGGUAAACACAAAGUCUGUGACUGAGUGAUGAAGUCACACCGUUGGUCGGCCAAGUUAUGAAAUUACACUAUUGGUCAGCCGGAUGAAGUGUGUUAGGUCCAGCCAUAUACUAGGUUUUGACCUGGUCUUGUUUUUUGUUAAUUUAACUUGCAUGUACUUCAAAUUAUCCUUUUAACUAUUUGGAUUUUAGUAUUUGUCUAACUCAUUUGGAAAUUAUAUCUAUGUAUUUGAAUUGCCUGGUCCAUGGGUGUUGAUGAUUGAAUAAUGUAUUGAAGUGUAUGGAAUAGCAUUUUUAAAUGGAAAUCAUUCCCCUUCGCUUGCUUGCUGUAUUUGCUUUGAGUGAUUCUUCUGGGCACGCAAAUUUGUUAUAUGUAACUUGUUAGGCUCAUAUACUAUGAUAAUAAAACUGAAAUUGAUUUCUUCAAUACAGAAUGUCUUUUUUUUAGUUAAUGAAUAUUACAAUGUAUUUAUUCAAAAUUUUGUUGUAGAAAGCCAUCCAUUAGAGUACUGGUACCACCUGUAUCCUUUGAAUGUCAUCUGACCACAUUUCUAUUUUCUUCAUAACAUCACUAUUAAAUAUACUGCAGAGUGUUGUAUUACCAUGUCUCACAGGUCAAAAUAAUAGACAUGUUCUGUGAUUUUAUGUGUGUUGUAAUCAGCAAUGCUUAUUUGUCUAUAAUUGUGGAACAUUUGGAACAACAAACUUUCAAUAAAUAUAAGUUUGACUUGA